Messenger RNA from Aphanomyces astaci, 4030 nucleotides. RefSeq lists its product as hypothetical. The record is from RefSeq and is a predicted model, not a curated record. Gene Ontology annotation, biological process: establishment of meiotic spindle localization; spindle organization; mitotic cell cycle. Gene Ontology annotation, molecular function: protein binding; calcium ion binding. Lineage: Eukaryota; Oomycota; Saprolegniomycetes; Saprolegniales; Verrucalvaceae. The transcript has 6 exons. Gene Ontology annotation, cellular component: spindle pole. Bases 51 to 4013 code for a protein of 1320 amino acids.
CUCGCCGCCACUGCUCCGGACGACAGCGUGCGGGUGUUGCUGACGUCAGCAUGAGCAGCAGCACCGAUGGCCUAGCUAGUGGCAACAACAACAGUCCGUGGCUGUACCAGGCGUUGCCCCCUCGCCACGCCACGUCAUGUGUUGUACCUUUGAAAGAAAAGCCCAUGUACUUGAAUUCAAAUGCGUUGAAGAGUCUGUUCCAGGCAGACAGACCCGGAUACCAAUCGAUUAACAACGCCACGAGGCGGCGAAAGCGGCUGCAGACUGUCCAAGCAACCAUGGCCACCGAGAAGCCACCUCCAAGCGUCAACCAGGCGGACGAUGACCUCCCGCGAGUGCACCACCGCCGUCGCUUGCGCCGGCGCAGGUCAGCUACCACCGUCCCUCCCACUCUAGGACACCGUCCGACUCUCGACGACGCCGUGUUGCUGAGCAACAACAGCGGGCAACCCAGCAACGACGCCGUGGCGUCACAGCUCGGGCUCACCGCCGACGAAUUCAACGCGUUGGAGGCGUCUAUGGGCGAUCACAACAACAACAAGGGCGACAUGGAGCACAAGUACCGAAGUGUGUUUGACGAGUUCGACGUUGAUCAUAGCGGCACCAUCUCGCCAGACGAACUGCGGACGCUGCUCAAGUCGGUGGGCGAAGAGGACUUGGACGAUGCAGACAUCAACGACAUCAUUGCCCAGGCUGAUGCCGACAAGAACGGCCAGAUCGAGUUCAACGAGUUCAUUCAAAUGAUGCAAGCCAGGAAGCGGCUGCUGGCCGUUGUGCAGCAGAUGGGCAAAAAUGGCGGUACGGGGUCGACAUCUCAACCGUCGUCUUCGAUGCAGUCGCCGCUGCCGCCGCUCAAGAUGGGCCAAGUCCAGCAGUCCAAGAAGCACAUGAAGCACUACAACCGUUUCUUCACCCGCCCGACGCCGACGUGCCUUCGUCCGGGCGCGUCCGCCGACAUGACGUCGCUCCGAAGGGAACUGGCGCUGUCGGAGUACGGGCUCAAAGAACUAGACCUCAAAGUGCGGGAAGACGUGCAGUGGGUCCAAGCCAACGUGCCUGUGACAUCGUUGAAAGCGCAACUGUUUUGCCACAAGUGGGGUGCGGAAAAGAUGAACGCGCUGUUUUCUCGCAUUCUGCUCAACUUCCAAGCCAAGGCAUUCUACAAAUGGAUCGACUACCUCAAGUUUCUCCACACCAAACUCAAAGCGGACAGGUACUUGAAGUGCAAGGCCGGGUCGCGGAUCACGACUCUCAUGCACACGUGGACGCGCAAGUCGCUGGGGCGGGCGUGGCUCGCGUGGUCGUCGGGCGUUCGCGAGCAACGUCGUAACGAACUCCACGCGUCCGCCGUGGAGAUCCAGUGCCUCGUCCGGGGGUUCCUCUCCCGCACCGCCGUCGUCCGCCACCUGCAGCACGUCGGUGCCGUCCACUUCCAGCGCCUUGUCCGGGGGUUCCUCGGUCGCCGCCGCGUGCUGCGCACCCGCCGCACCAACUUGGAGCUGGCGUCGGCGUCGCUCCUCCAGCGGUGUUUUCGGGGGUACGCCGGCCGAAAACUGGGCCGGCUGCUGUUCCAGACGCAGGCCGAGCACCGCGCCGCCAGUCACAUCCAACGCGCCUUCCGCGCCUAUGAGCAAAAACUGUUUGCGAGGGCGGUGGCCCAGACAAGUCGACAGCACGACGCCGCCACGACCAUCCAGUGCGCGGGUCGACGUCGGCUCGCCGUGCGGGAGACCAACCGCCGCCGGCUGAUGCGCCAGAAAGACGCCUCCGUCCGCUGCAUCCAGCGGGUAGGACGGGGCAUGUUGGGGCGCCGACGGGCAUCGAACGCGCGGCAGCAACGGGCCGCGGCCAUCAAGAUCCAGAGCCAGUUCAAAGGCACGAAAGGGCGGCGGCGGGCCAAACAUGUGCGGGACGAAAAGGCAGUCAAGCGGCUCAUGGUGCGGCGAGACCGCGCGGCGCUCAAAAUUCAGUCGGCAUGGCGGGGCAAGAACGGCCGGUACGCAUACCACUUGAAGCUCCGCGCCAAGAAGCAGCUCGAGAUGGAACUGACGCGGCUCCGUCACACGAGUGCGGUGCGCAUCCAAGCGCUGUACCGAGGGUACAAGGGCCGCCUCUUGUGUGCACACUUGGACGCUGACCGGGCGCUACGGCGGCGGCAGGAGCAGCAAAUCCGCGCGGCGCUCAAGAUUCAAGUGGCGUGGCGGGGGUUCCACGGCCGACUGGCGGUGCACCUCCGCCGCCAGGCCAAGGCCGCGAUCGACGUCGAAGAAAAGGCGGCGGCGGUCAAGAUCCAAAGCAUCGCCAGGGGCAACCGCGCGCGGGUCGAAGCGCACCGGCUGCACCAACGACGGCGCCGCGACGAAGUACUCCGCCGCGAGCGCGAGGCGGCCGCUACCACGAUCCAGGCGGCGAUGCGCGGCAAAAUGGGCCGAACCAAGGCGGCGGCCAAGCGCAAGAUGUACCAGACCAGUGCGCAGGAAGCGCUCUCUAAGCUCGUCAAGCAUGCCAAGGAGGAAGCCGCGAUCCGGAUCCAAUGCUGCAUCCGGGGGUUCCUAAGUCGGCAGCGGUACCGGCGGCGGCUGCGGGAGCACAAGGCCAAGCUGGCACGGCUCGAGCUGGAACGACAAGAGGCGAACGCGGUGAUUCGCAUCCAGUGCGCGCUGCGGAAGCGCAAAGCGACCAAGUUGCUCGCGCAGCGUCGCAUGGAGUUCCAGAAGCGGAUUUCGAUGAUGGCGUCGGAGAAGGCCAGCGACGAGAUCGCACGGCUGCGGCGAGAGCAGGAGGCGGAACUAGCCGCGAUGAAGAUGCAGCUGCUCAUGGAGAAGGACGCGAUCGAGAAGGAGGCGAGUCGACUUCGGCUCGAGGUCGCGGCCCGUAACGACGCCGCGCAGAACAAGCUGGCCGAAGACCAGAAGCAGAUUGCACACGAAAAGCUCACGGCGAUCCUGGAGGCGUCGAGGACGGACGACGCGCUGGAGCGCCUCCGACUGGACGAGCGGCGGGCGCGGGAGCUAGACGUGGAGAGGGCGCGCGUGGCGUCGGCAGAGGCCCGGGAGCGGCAGAAGGCGGCCGAAGUGGCGCGGCGGCAAGAAGAGGACGCUGCGAUGACGUUGAAGCACAGCUUGUCGACGUUGGAUUCGAUGAAAACGAAGGAAUUGGUGCGGAAACAAGAGCUGGCACUGGCCAAAGAGAAGGACAAGACGGCCGCGCAAUCCAAGGCGUUGGCCGAGCAUCAUGCCGCCAUCAAGAUGCAAGGGUGGGGACGGAAGCAGCUGGCGCGCCGACGCAUUGCCCGCAUCCGGAAGGAACAGCACGCGGCGCUGGAUGCGUUGAAGAACGAAGAGCAGCGCGCGGUGCUCAAAGCCAAACAGGACAAGGAACAUGCCCGACUCAAGAUGCAGAUGCUGCUGGAUGAAGAGGCGCGGGCGCAGGAGCAAGAGGUCCGGGAGCUCCAACUCAUGCUCAAGCAGAAGGAACUCCGCGAGAAGCAGCGCGUCGAGCAGAAGAAGCACAAAGACCUGGCGGCGCGCAAGAUCCAAGCGGCGGGACGGCGGUAUGUGGCGAGGAGGGAGCUCAAGCAGAUGCAGCGGCAGAUGGAGUUCGAGCGGCAGAAGCGCGAAAAGGCGGCCAAGGACGCCGCGGCGGCGGACGUCCAAGAUGAAUGGGUCGAGUACUGGGACGAGAACGCUCAGGCGUCGUACUAUUUUAACAUCCGGACCCAGGAAGCGAGCUGGACGAAACCCGGCUACACCAACCCGACCGAAGUGGCUGCCCAGCUGCUCAGCUACAGCACGGCACUGACAGCGCACGAUUUCCAGCAAGAUAACUACGGCGCGUCUUACAGUCCAGACAAAGGCGACGAUGUCGGGUACUUCGACGCCGGUGGCCACUAUCAUUACUAUGACACAACCAACGACACCACCCCCAGCGAUGGAUGGGCGCAGUACAAGGACGAGCAGUCGGGCGCGGCCUACUACUACAACCACUUCACAGGCGAGCGGUAUUGGGCUUAACGAGCGUUGCGUUUCUU